Messenger RNA from Myotis lucifugus (little brown bat), 3110 nucleotides. It is a transcript of the gene MBP, whose product is annotated as myelin basic protein. Gene Ontology annotation, molecular function: structural constituent of myelin sheath. Gene Ontology annotation, biological process: myelination. The transcript is spliced from 9 exons. Gene Ontology annotation, cellular component: neuronal cell body; internode region of axon; cell periphery. NCBI's taxonomy places the organism in Eukaryota, Metazoa, Chordata, Mammalia, Chiroptera, Vespertilionidae. The record is from RefSeq and is a predicted model, not a curated record. The coding region runs from base 551 to 1537 and encodes 328 amino acids.
UUUCAAAAGAAGGGAACUUUAUGGGUCCCUCUAUUUAAAACCUGUGGUUUGGGGAGAAGAUUAUAGCCUGCCAAAGUCAGGAAGACUUGUACAGAACAGUAGCCCAAAGGCCAGGGCCACCCUAAUCCCUAAUCUGCUCAGUCCUGCACCCAGGCUCCCUGACAGCCACCUGGGAGCGACUGGGCCCAGGUGUGCAGAGCUAGGGAGCUGGCAAGGGGCAGCUCUUCCCCAAGGAUGGGCCAAAGGACCCAGGAGGAGGCCGCAGCCUAACAGCUGUGUUUCUACCAGCCAAGGAACAGUGCCCAUCAGUCGUUUUAUUUUAAGUGCGGCAAACAAAAACCUGCAGGGAGAGACUCCAGCUAAAAAUUAUUGUAAAAUGUGGUUAACAGUAACUCCCAAGUUCUGAAACAACUACUUUCAUUAAUUUGGGGUUAAGCAAAAGCUAUUUGGUUCAAAUCCACUUAGAAAAUCUUUCUGCCCAAAGGUGAGGAUGCGUGAGACAAGUUUCCUGUUCUGUGAUUUGGCUUGUAAUGCCCCAUCGUGGUUUUGAAUGUCGGUUGGGUCCAUGAGGACAACGAGCUGGAAAACCUCUCUGCCUCUGCAGCUGACUCAGUGCGGGAUGGGGAACCACGUGGGGAAGCGGGAGUUCUGCGCUGAGAAGGCCCAUAAGGAGGGCGAAGCCUCCAGAGGGGAGUCUGAGAAAAAGAGGAACCUCCGAGAACUCUCCCGGGAGCCCUCGGGGGACAGCGACGUGUUUGGAGAGGCAGAUGUGGGCCAGAACAAUGGGCCCUGCUCUCGGGACACAGCGGUGACAGACUCCAAGCGCACAGCGGACCCGAAGAAUGCCUGGCCGGACGCCAACCCAGCUGACCCUGGCGGCCGCCCCCACUUGAUCCGCCUCUUCUCCCGAGAUGCCCCGGGGAGGGAGGACAACACCUUCAAAGACAGGCCCUCAGAGUCAGACGAGCUCCAGACCAUCCAAGAGGACAGUGCAGCCGCUCCCGAGGGCCUGGAUGCGAUGGCGUCACAGAAAAGACCCUCCCAGAGGCACGGAUCCAAGUACCUGGCCUCCGCCAGCACCAUGGACCACGCCAAGCACGCCUUCCUCCCGAAGCACAGAGACACGGGCUUCUUCGACUCCCUGGGGCGCUUCUUUGGAGGUGACAGGGGUGUGCCCAAGCGGGGCUCGGGCAAGGAUGCUCACCACGCAGCCAGAACCACCCACUACGGCUCCCUGCCCCAGAAGUCACAGCACGGCCGGCCCCAGGAUGAGAAUCGCGUAGUCCACUUCUUCAAAAACCUUGUGACGCCUCGCACACCUCCUCCAUCACAAGGAAAGGGGCGAGGAAAGUCCCUCAGCAGAUUCAGCUGGGGAGCCGAGGGGCAGAAGCCUGGAUUUGGCUACGGGAGCAGAGCUGCUGACUACAAAUCUGCUCACAAGGGACUGAAGGGCCAGGACACCCAGAGCACGCUUUCCAAAUUCUUCAAACUGGGGGGAAGAGACAGCCGCUCUGGAUCGCCCAUGGCCAGACGCUGAGCCUGACUCCUGUUCGCGAAUCCUGUCCUGGCUUCUUAAUAAUCCCGCCCUAGGAUUUUAACACUGUCCCAUCCAGUCCACCCCUCGUUCUAGACACCACCUCUUGCUAGUGCCUUGGCCUGUGCGCACAGUCGGGUCAGGCACACGCAACCUACUGGCAGUUUUUGGCCCUCGGCUGCAUGGAAAACACAAACACAAAACAGUUCAACUGUUCCUACUCUAUGUCUGAAGACAAAGUGUCCUGGAGUCUCAUUCCGCAGCGACGCGCCAGGCGCCCUGGAGCCCGAGCCCCGCGGCGCCGGCCUGGUCCCACUGACCCUCCGUCCUUGGACUUGCUUUGCAUGCUGACCCACCCCCGGCUUCAGGCACUGCUGGGAGGCACUGCUGUGACACAGGACACGUGCGGGUGGUGGGACUGUGGCCACGCUUCCUCCAGUUCCUGUCCCCGCCCUGACUCACCUCCUAAGGCCCCUUCACCUCCUAACAGGACUAGGCAGCAGGAGUGGCGUCACCCCCGCGGGAGCUUUGGUACGUGGAUGCCGGUGGGCAGCUUGGAAGAGAGCAGAGUGGUGGGCACAGAGGCCCCGUGGGCUGCUCCCACGCCAGAGGGGCUGACCUCGUGUGUGAUGGAGAGGGGAAGGAGGCAAAAGGGCCGGGCAGUAGCCUGGGGCAGGAAACAGGCGAGGACAUAGCAGGGACCAGAGUGGCCCCUACAGAGCCCUGUUUCGUCACCAGAGCCCGGCUGAGAGCUCGGGGAGACCUGCACAGAGAAAGUGGACUGUAGGAGAUUUUGGGGUGGCCGCACAGUGUCACCCUGGUCACUGGAAAGCCGACCGUGACAGGUGGCAUGCUCAGCAUGGCAGUGCACAUUGCAAACACUAACCUCGUGGAAGAAUAACCCUCCGUGUGCUUGCAUCCGGGGAGUGAAUGUGCUGCGUGACUAGGCUUAGUAGGGCCCACCCCUGAUCACCAUGAACCUACCCCUGCCCGGGCCCCUGAUCCUGCCCUUGCCCCUGAUACUGCCCCUGCCUCUGACCCUGAACUUAAUCCUGCCCCUGCCCCUGCCCCUGAUCCUGACCCUGACCUAUGGCUGGGCCUGGCUACUGAGGCUAGAAAAGCUGUCCUCUGCACAGUACCCUUCUAAUGUGAGCGGACACCCCCUGCCCCUCCAUAACGUACUGAUUGUGCCUUUUGAGUUUUAGUGCCUCUUCUCAGCCUUCCCUCCAGACCCCCUGCAGCCUCCUUCUCCUCUAGAAUGAAGAUGAGGAGUGGCCUCCAUAGGGCCCCUCUAAUCCCAUCUAAUCCUGAAUGUUGAGUGUGGGUUUAUAUAAUGUCUAUUAACUCAUAGCCUCAGUGAUGAGAAGGUAACAAAAAAAAAAAAAAACAACACCCAAAAAACAAAAAACAAAACAAAACAACCUUUGGGAAACAGAACCUCCAAUUGCUCAGCCUGAGCGGUCUGCGUGAGCUGAUGUUGGUGUGAGCCCCAUGCAGAUGACCCCUGACAGCAGCCAUGGCUGUCCCGGGGAGAACACACUGUUCUUGAAUAGUGACAUAAAUAAACUUUUAAUGA